AUGGUAGCACCUGCAAUGCCAGGUGGGGAAGAAUUUCGCCCAGAAGCUGCAAUAGUGAAUUACUUCGGGUUAGAACCAAAGUUUAUGUUUAGGGGUGACUUUGACAUAUGUGAAAAUGCACCUGCUUUCUUUUACUGUGAGGUGGAUGGAAGCUCCCUUUGUUUGCAGUGCGAUAUGAUUGUUCAUGUAGGAGGCAAAAGAACCCCUGAAAGAUAUCUUAUAUUGAGGCAGAGAAUUGAGUUUCCCGGGGAUAAGCCUGGCCGUAUGGAGGAUCCAACUGAGAACAGGAGGGGAGAGAAUCAGCAACUCGGAUUGACAAUAGGAGAGAACCAGCAGAAUCACAGGGUUCCAGAGUCAGCUACGAAUGCCAAUGCCGAUGGGCAUGCCAACAUGGACGUUGUAUAA
This is a messenger RNA of Camellia sinensis, 405 nucleotides long. NCBI's taxonomy places the organism in Eukaryota, Viridiplantae, Streptophyta, Magnoliopsida, Ericales, Theaceae. The record is from RefSeq and is a predicted model, not a curated record.